Messenger RNA from Acanthamoeba castellanii str. Neff, 981 nucleotides. Its product is annotated as solute carrier family protein. Bases 1 to 981 code for a protein of 326 amino acids. The record is from RefSeq and is a predicted model, not a curated record. NCBI's taxonomy places the organism in Eukaryota, Discosea, Longamoebia, Acanthamoebidae. The transcript has 9 exons.
AUGGGAGACGAGCGUGCGGAGGCCAGCAGCGAAGGCGGACCCCGAACGUGGGCGCGGGCUCUGCUGACGCACAAGCAGGCGGCAGAUUUUGUGCUCGGCGGACUGGCCACCGUGACCGCUGUCCUGUUCACCAAUCCCAUCGAGGUGGUGAAGACGCGACUGCAGCUGCAAGGAGAACUGCAGCAGCGGGUCGCCAAGAACAAGCGGACCUAUCGUGGUGUGUGGCACGCGUUCAAGACCAUCAUCUCCACCGAGGGACCACUAGCCAUCCAAAAGGGUCUGUUUCCGGCUGCCGCCUACCAGUUUUGUAUGAAUGGAAUGCGACUUGGAUCGUACAGCGUGUUCAAGCAGCUGCUACUGGAGAAUCACGGAAGCGCGAGCAAGGAUUCGCUCUUCUUUUUGAAGAACAUGCUCGCAGGUGCCACGGCGGGCGUGUUGGGUGCGGUGGCGGGCUCUCCAUUCUUCCUCGUGAAGACUCGAAUGCAAGCACAGACCGAGUAUUGCGGUCGAUACGUCGCGCUGACCUGGGGCUACAAGCACAGGGCGUUCAAGAGCAUCGUGCAGGCAGAGGGGCCGCGUGGUCUGAUGCGAGGAGCAGACGCGGCGGCGCUGCGGGUGGGAGUGGGUUCGAGCGUGCAGCUGCCACUCUACGAUAACGCCAAAUCGCUCAUUCUCGCCACCGGGUGGUUGGGCAACAAUAUCUAUGCUCACGUGGCGGCCAGUUUGGUGUCAGGUGUGGGCCUGGUGGUUGCCAUGAACCCGUUUGAUGUCGUUGCCACGCGACUGUACAACCAAAAGGUCGAGGGUGGCAAGGGAGCACUGUACAGAGGGCCCUUCGAUUGCUUGUGGAAGACGGUGAAGGCUGAGGGUGUCUAUGGCCUGUACAAGGGUGUGUUUGCACACUACCUUCGCACAGGACCUCACACUAUUUUGACAUUUGUGUUCUGGGAACAGUACAAGAAGCUGGCCAGCAACUUGUGA